UUCGAGAUAACUUUUGGUUCGAACUGUACUAGACAAUGACAAAGGCCACUCGACGAUGCUCUCUCUCGGUACACACGGCUCGGCUCUAGCGCGCGUUCCAGUUAGUAUAUAUUUCAGUGCUUGAGAAACGAUAUAUAUGUAUACGACUGCGCGCACGACGAUUUACGACAGCUACCGAUGAUGCCCGAAAAUGGCACACUUUCUCCAACAUGGCGCUGUUCAAGUGGGGACAGAAAAUUUGCGCUAGAAAGGGGGCAUCCACUAUCCAGUUAUAAUAUAGAUCAGUGGUUGUGGUUGGAUAACGAAAAUACGCCUCUGGUUAUACUGUGGUUAGAGUACAGGGUGGAAAAGUAAUUAAUUAAUUACAAGUAAACUAAUAACUUACGAACCUUUUUAAUUGCACUUCAAACGUGUUCAUAUGAAAUACAAACGAUGGCAAAUAAAAAUUAUUUAAAAAUACGUUCUUUGCCGGUCAAGUGUGGGGAAUUCUAAACAGACAGUUUGGUUUUCUUGUUUUAGUCUUUACUUAUAGUCUCUAAGAUCUCAAUUCGGAGUUAACCCAAGUUUGCUUGCGUUAUACUUGACACUACUUGACAACAAUAAUUAUGAUUUAGUUAUGUUGUCAUAGAAAGCAACAAAUAAUUAUAUUACGAGAACGUGAUAUUUGACAUGUCGGUUGAUCAUAGUGGUAAAGGUUAUACUCCUCUUCCACAAAGUAUAAGCAAUACCGAUACCGAGGAUGAGGAAGAACGUUUAACUCAACCUAACAAUAUUGCUUAUAAGGUUAAUAAUACUACAAUAGUGGAAUUGCAUCCAGAUCAUGAAAAUAGUAUAUUUUAUCCAUUGGACGAAACACAAAAUGUAGAAAAUAAUACAAGAAAUAGACAAAACACAAUCAAAUAUUAUCGAGAUGAUGUACCAAUAAUGGUAAUUGAAGGAAGUGAGCAAGAUGAUUUUUGGAAAAGAAAAGAUAUAUCACCGAUGAGACGCUUCUGUUUAUUUGUAUCAAUAUUAUUAUGCAUUAUUGUGAUAGUAAUUUUUUUGUAUGUAUUACCUUGUGACAGCUCGAUGGUUUGUUCACCUAUUAUUGAACCACAUUCGUCUAUAUCAUGGGAUAAAUCUUUGCAAGAUGUAGAAAUAUAUGGGCCUAUUACCAUAGUGCCUGGAUCUCCAUAUAAUCUAAUAUUUCUCCUUCAUGGUGAACAAUACAGAAAGAAUGAUACAAGAAAUGGAAUUCAUCAGAGACAGAUACCUCCAAAAGGAGGAGGCGUUAUAUCAAUGCAAGGAGAUAAUGGAUUACCAUUAUGGCUGGUUCCAUUAAAACGAUUACCUACUGUUAUAGAUUGUACUAGUAUUGAUAUUGACCAAUCUGGAAAACCAGAUUGCAUUGUUGUUGGUGAACAAGGCCUGCUCAUUAGCAUAGAACCGAUUGCUGGAACAAUUCAUUGGAGUUCCACGACUCGAACAGUCUCUAAAUUACCAGUUAUUGUACCAGACAUUGAUGCAGAUGAUAUUGAAGAUUUAUUAAGCGUAGCAAUAGACCAUACAAAUGUGUCAUCUCUUGUUUUCUUAUCUGGCAAAAAUGGCCAAUUACUGGAACGUUAUUCAAUUAAUAAUUGCAUUUCUAUUGAUAUAUAUAAUCUUGUUCCUAAUGGCAAUAUAUCCUAUACUUGUUAUGAUAACAGUGCAAAAUAUAUAACAAGAUACAUGUCUUGGAAAGAAUUAUUCCAUAAUUUAAAGACAACGCAAAUACAUAAGAAAUUUUCCAUGGAAUCGGCGACAAUUCCACGAUUAUUUGCAAUAAUAAAAUCAUAUGAUGAUGAAUACAGUUGGAGGCCUACUUUCUAUCAUCAUCUGACUAUAGAAAACGAAGGAAUAUGUCCAGGACAUAUGUGUCGUACCAGCAUAAAUCUAACUUUGCAGAGAUUAACAAAAGAGCCAAUAACUAUAUGGGAUCAUAUGAGUUUGAAUACAUUUGCAUCAAAGCCAGUAUUUUUAAUGAAUAAACCUUACUAUUCUGAAUUUGCCAUUAAGUUCUGGCAAUGGAUGGAUUCACCAUCAGAACACAUAGAAAAAACAACCUUUACAGAACAAAUGCUUGUAGAAAGAGUUCUUAUAGUUUUGGUGAAUUAUUCAGAUGUUCAACCUAUUAAUGCCAGUCAAUGUGAUAUAAUACAAUUGUGUAACAAACUUAAUUGUCAACCAAAUUUAAAUUCACGAAAACAAUUUACAUCUAUCAAAGUCAAACACGUUGAUAACAAUAAAUUUCCAGAAUUGAUAAGUUAUUGGUCUUCAUACAACAUAGACUCAAAGAAAACAUUAAUAUCGAAAGUACAAGUUAUAAAGAUGGAUUCCAUAAUGUCUAAUUUAUUACACGAAAAUGUUUAGUGUUAUCGUAAAAUUUUUAUAUUUUGUGUUCAACACAUGAUUACACCGGUAUUUUGUUACUUAAUGAUGAUUGCGAUUAUAAAUUAUUAGAUAAAAUAUAAAUAAAACUUCUGUUGAUCCAACUGACAAUAUAAUUAGUUAAAUGAACUUCAGUUAAACUCGGAACUUUAUAACGUGUAAACGUGCUCACUUAAGUUAAAAUAAUUUUUCUGACGAAUUCUUGCGUUGACAAUGACCUAUGAGUCUGCUAUAAUUUAUGCUCUGCAAACAUCUAUGCACGAGUUCGGUUAUUUGAUAAGAACCUGCAUGAUAUUUUGAUUGAAAGGUACCAAAUGUAACAUUUAACUAAUUAUAUUGCCAGUUGGAUCAACAAAAAGUUUUAUUUCUAUUUUAUUCAUCACUGGUGACUUUCAAUAUAUAUUCCUCUACUGGUUUAUUAGAUAAAAUAUUCUCUUUACAUUUACGGAAUAUAAAAAUUAAUUAUUAAUCAA
This is a messenger RNA of Vollenhovia emeryi, 2879 nucleotides long. RefSeq lists its product as uncharacterized. Bases 670 to 2388 code for a protein of 572 amino acids. The record is from RefSeq and is a predicted model, not a curated record. The transcript is spliced from 4 exons. NCBI's taxonomy places the organism in Eukaryota, Metazoa, Arthropoda, Insecta, Hymenoptera, Formicidae.